Messenger RNA from Paraglomus occultum, 504 nucleotides. Lineage: Eukaryota; Fungi; Glomeromycota; Glomeromycetes; Paraglomerales; Paraglomeraceae. The record is from the annotation of a GenBank genome assembly.
AUGUCUCCAGUAAUUGCGAUUAGUUCACGUGCUGUUAAUGACACGACUGCAAGCUUUGACGAGUUUAUCAAAACUGUGUCUUUCCGUGAUGGCUGGGAUGCUUUCUUUAGUCUCUGGAUAGUAUGGGCUAUUACGUGGUUGUUGCGACUCUAUUUCUCACACUCAACCAAAGAUGAUAAAGAUGACAACAAAGACGGUAAUGAAGCGUCUACCGGCAAACGUUUUCAUGUGGGAAAGAGAAUUAAAAGAGUCCACAAAAAAAUUACUCAAAUGUUGUUGGGUCUGCUCUCCGCCCUGACUUUCAAUAGUUUGGCUCAUGGUUCGGGUGCUGCGGUCCAGAUUCUCAGUUGGAUAUACUUGGGACUUGGUCUAUCCUGGGCACACGCGCUAGUAUGGGCUUCGAAAAGAGGUCGUCCAAUCUACGGACUCUGUGGUGGCGUAGUUCAAACUGGCAUCUUACUUGCUAUCUUCAUUCUCGCUAUAAUUUGUCGAAAAAGUGUUUGA